Molecule: messenger RNA, 2262 nt
Organism: Aspergillus steynii IBT 23096
Lineage: Eukaryota; Fungi; Ascomycota; Eurotiomycetes; Eurotiales; Aspergillaceae
Exons: 5
Coding region: 1-2214 (737 amino acids)
Biological process (GO): carbohydrate catabolic process; fungal-type cell wall biogenesis
Molecular function (GO): oxidoreductase activity; mannan endo-1,6-alpha-mannosidase activity; zinc ion binding
Source: RefSeq, a predicted model, not a curated record
AUGCUCUCCUUCUACACCGGCAUGAACCCCGGCGAUGUUCCAGGCAACCUGCCCGAUCCGUAUUACUGGUGGGAAGCCGGAGCCAUGUUCAACGCUCUCAUCGAUUACUGGUUCUACACGGACGAUGACACCUGGAACGAUAUCACGAUGCAAGGGCUGCUCUGGCAAGCAGGCGACGACGGCACCUUUAUCCCCGCCAACCAAUCGCGCACCGAAGGCAACGACGAUCAAGCAUUUUGGGCUUUUGCCGUGAUGUCUGCUGCGGAACGGAACUUUCCCAAUCCCCCGGACGAUAAGCCCGGCUGGCUCGCCAUGGCCCAGGCCGUCUUCAACACCCAGGCUGCGCGGUGGGAUACGGAUACCUGCGGCGGAGGGCUAAAGUGGCAGAUCUUCACGUGGAAUAAUGGGUACAACUAUAAGAACACGAUCUCGAAUGGCUGUUUUUUCAACCUCGCGGCGCGUCUCGCUAAAUACACCGGUAAUGACACCUAUGCAGAAUGGGCCGAGCGAGCGUGGGACUGGACCUCCUCGGUCGGACUGGUGACGGACGACUAUCGGUUCUGGGACGGCGCAGACGACGACAAGAACUGCACCAAUUUCAAUCGCAUCCAGUGGACGUAUAACUCGGGGGUGUAUCUCCUCGGGGCGGCGACUAUGUAUAAUUUGACCGACGGGGAUCCGCUCUGGAAAAAACGCACGCAGGGCAUUCUCGAUGCUUCGGACAUUUUCUUUGUCAACGAGCCGAAGAAUGUCAUGUACGAGCGAGCCUGUGAACCGGUCGAUACCUGCCAAGUCGACCAGCGCUCUUUCAAGGGAUAUCUCGCGCGCUGGAUGGCCGCGUCCACGCAGAUGGCUCCCUUUACAUUCGAGCAAGUUAUGGGUAAGCUGCGGCCGUCGGCGAGCGCAGCGGCAAGAACUUGUACGGGCGGGUCAGACAAGGCCAGCUGUGGGCUCAAAUGGAGUUCAGGGGAGUGGGAUGGGAUGAAAGAUGUCGGAUUGCAGAUGAGCGCUUUGGAGGUGAUGCAGUCAACCCUCAUCAGUCGUGUGGAUCCGCCGGUGACAAAUGACACCGGAGGCACCAGUAAGGGCGAUCCUGGAGGGGGGUCUGACCCGCCUCUUCCGGUUCCCCAUGUUCUCUCCAUGAGCAUCAGCACUGCAGAUCCCGGAGUAGUCAUAAAUGAGGGUCCCAAUUUCGAGGUGCGAGUGGAAAUGGUCCCAGUUCCUGAGCCAGGUCCGGAUGACAUCUUAAUUCGGCUGAACGCAACUGGACUCUGUCAAUCGGACAUCCACGUGAUGAAAGGGGAUAUCGGCGCUCCUCCAAUGUCAACGUUCGGGGUUCGCUCGCCAGGCCACGAAGGAGCCGGAGUAGUCGUUAAAGUUGGACAAAAUGUGAAGAACUUCAAGUUGGGCGACCGGGCGGGGAUCAAACCAAUGAUGGACACAUGCGGUGCCUGCGACCCAUGCUGGAAUGACCAAGAGCCACACUGUGCCGCCGGUGUGCAUACGGGACUUAUGGUCACAGGCACCUACCAACACUACAUUGUAUCGCCUGCUCGAUACGCUUCCCCAAUCCCCGACGGUAUCCCAGACAUAGUUGCCGCGCCCAUCAUGUGCAGCGCAUCCACCAUGCACCGCUCACUGACGGAGUCCGGCCUGAAGCCCGGCAACUGGGCCGUUUUCCCCGGCGGCGGGGGCGGCGUAGGAAUUCAGGGGGUACAAUUGGCGAAGGCAAUGGGAAUGCGGCCAAUCGUGAUAGACACGGGAGCAGCGAAGCGAGCGCUGGCACUAGACAUGGGGGCAGAAUCCUUCAUUGACUUUGCCGAGGUCCCGGAUGCCGCUGCAGCCGUCAUUGAAAAGGCAGAUGGCAUAGGGGCGCACGGUAUUUUUGUCACGGCACCCGCAGCUUACAAGACGGCCUUUUCCUAUGUUGGCAAUCGUAUUGGCGCGGUCCUCAUGUGCAUUGGGCUGGCCCCAGUCGGUACUAUGACGCUCGGCGAAGAUCCCAAUACGUUUAUCUUCAAGAAGUUGACCGUGAAAGGUACGCUGACUAGCAGUCGCAAGGACACGGCAGCUUGUCUGGAUUUUGCCAAGCGGGGACAGCUGCGGCAGAUCAGCGAGGUCUAUGGAAUCGAUCGAUUACCAGAAGGCGUGGAGAAACUGCGCAAAGGGCAGGUGGCCGGUCGAAUCGUGGUGGACUUUAACUUGAAGGAAUAGCCACUCGGGCAAUGCAAUUGUAUUGUUUGGACACCAGCAAUGGAGCUG